ACUCUGAAGUCUGCCCCCACCCUUUCCAUUCAAACCCUCCAACAAGGAGGUUUCCUUUGCCAUGAGCGACAGCCAUCUAGACCAAUCCGGGGAGUGUGUGAGAGUAACGCAGACAGCUGCAUCCUCAGAUGACAGCACAGUGUGUGUGUUUUUGUGUCACUGUCACCUGCACACGCACGGGGAACCACAGGAAAGAAGCCAGCUAACAGACACAUGAACAUGUCACGACGCAGCAAACGCUUCAGUACUAAUGAUCAGGAGGAUGACCGUCACAGCACCAGCAGUGUGGAGAGUCAUCUUUUGUACAGAGACAGUCCUGUCAGGAAUACAAGAAGGAAAGUGGGUGCCCUGAAAAGUGCUCCCACCCCCAGGCAGACAACCCAGCACACAUUCUACAGUGAGACAUCUACAUAUGUUAGAGACAAAGGUCCAUUGUCUGCAGCCAUACAAGAAACAGACUAUGGAGGAACCACAUGGGGGGAUUGUGACUUGGUACGUAAAAGGAUGGGAAUGGAUGCUUCUUAUAAUACCAGAGAAAACAAGAAUGGCUUCUCGGAAAUACAGACCACAUAUGACAAAUCUACCUCAUCUUCUGGAUAUUCUUCAGAGGAGGACCAUAAUGGUCACUCUCAUUCUCAAGAUGGUUCUACACCUGUCUCUCGCUGGAGAAGAUGGAGUUUGCAGAUGCAGAAACUGUCAUGGCUUCUGGUUUCCUAUCCAGGUCGUGUAUUUGGACUCUUGUAUUGGUGGAUUGGCACCACAUGGUAUCGCCUCACAACCUCUGCUUCUCUACUUGAUGUUUUUAUCUUAACCAGGCAUUACAAUGUUCUUAAAAAGGCGCUGCUGGUACUAUUGCUCCUUCUAUUAUUGGCACUGAUCGCAGCAGGACUUUGGCAUUUCUAUCCAUUUGGACUCCGGAGCUUGUUAUUGGCCCCAAUGGCUGCAUUUACUGGAACACAGAAAACUAUUAAAGAUGAUGUACAGAUAAGAGAUUCAGGACCCCAAACAAAUCAUAUGUUUCAGGCUGAAUUAGAUGCCCGCAUGAAGUCCCUCGAAAUGAGAUUCCAGGGCCUAGAGAAUGCACACAAAAUGAUGAAACAUGCUGAAACAGGAUCUAAUGCAGUUACCGGUCUCAGCCGAGAUGAGGUGGUUCAAGUCUUCAAAGAACUAUCCAUCACCAAAGAGUCAGCUUUGAGAGCAGGGAUACUGCAGGAAGGUGCAACAAUGACUAAGAGUGAACUCAGAACAUUGCGAGAGGAGCAGCAGGAUAAUCUACAGGACAUUCUGCAGAAAAUGCAUCAGAUGUCCAAGGAUGUAGAAGAGAAGAUUCUGCAGCUUAGAACAGAACUUAAAAGUCCUCCUCAGGAGAAUUUGAGAGAGAACUUCAUUCAGGAUGUGGGGAGGCUGGAGGUAAAGCUCAUGGGCCUCCAGCAGGAUUUGGAGGCUGUGAGACAGACCCAGGCUGAAGUUUCCCAGGAAAUGGAGACUAUUCCUGGACAAAUAAAAGAAGCAAAGAAUGAAGUACAAUCGCUUUUUCCAACAUGGCUCUUGAGCAGCUCAGAACCACAAAAAGGUGGCACUGCGUCUCUGUCUGAGAUUUUCCUGCGCCGCGAUGAGCUACAGAAACACUUGCUGGAGUUGGAGAGGAAGAUUCUGGCUAUGGUAGCUGCAGAUAAGAAAUUAUGGACCUCUCAGGCACACAGAACCAUAGACAUGGAAUUAAAGGCAGGUGGAAUAUCUGGAGUGUCCCGGGAGGAGGUUCAUGAAAUUGUGAACCGUGCCCUGCAGAGAUAUAGUGAAGACCGGAUCGGUCUGGUUGAUUAUGCUCUAGAGUCAUCAGGUGCAAGUGUCCUAAAUACAAGAUGUUCCGAGACCUAUGAGACAAAGACGGCACUGCUCAGUCUUUUUGGUGUGCCUCUUUGGUACCAGUCCCAGUCACCACGUGUCAUACUUCAGCCAGAUUUAAACCCUGGAAACUGCUGGGCUUUCCGGGGAACUCAGGGUUAUGCUGUGAUCCGUCUAUCUAGUCGUAUCCGACCAACAGCUGUCACACUGGAUCACAUUCCUCUGUCUUUGUCACCAAAGUCCACGAUUUCAAGUGCCCCCAAAGAUUUCUCUGUCUAUGCUUUGGAAGAGGAGACACAGAAAGAAGGAAUCCUCCUGGGAAAUUUUACAUACAAUCAAAAUGGAGACCCCAUACAGACCUUUCCUAUACAGGGUGAAAAUAUGUCUGCCUACGAUCUAGUGGAGCUAAGAGUCCAGAGUAAUUGGGGUCAUCCAGAGUACACCUGUAUCUACCGCUUCCGUGUUCAUGGAGAUGCAGAAUUGUAGCAGUUAUGGAGAAUCGAUGGUUAACGGCCCCUGGAAGGGCAUUACAAGAGUAGUGUUGGAUCACAGUCUGUUCUCUCCUGCCAGCUUGAGUGGACUCAUUAUUAUUUAAAAAUUUACAUUUAUGCAGCGGGGUACAUUGUGUUCAACAGGGAAUACAUUGGGGUGUAGAGUUGGAUCUUGAUCCAGAGACACCAACAGGCUAAAGCUUUGACUGUUCCCAGGAUGCAUUGCAUGGCCUCCUCUAUAACCCCGCCUUCGGUCACUGGAGCUCAGGUCACUUAACAGGGGGGCCUGCGCUAGGCAGCCCUGAAAAGAACUUUUGUUAGAAGACACUUCAAGGGCUGCAGCACUUUUAUGUCCUAGUGACAUACUUGGCUACGGCUCCAACUCCUCCCAGGCAGCGCAGCAUACUCCCACUGGCCAGGUUCCCGAGUACUUGCGGCGGAGGCGCUCCAGUUUCCAGGCACACACCGCUGGCGCUCUCCAGGAUUGCGUGGCUGUUUCUUUGGGAGGAGGUAAGAUGGUCCCCCAGGUGGGACCCACCGAAAUCUAGUUCCGAUCGCACUCUUAGGAGAUGGACCGUGAGGCUGGCGUGGACACUGUGUUAGAGCAGGGACCCCACUAUAUCCGCCAGGGCAGGGAGCACAGGUCGGAUUUCACAAAAAUCCUUUUAACAAGGCUCCACAGUACCCGGUGGUGAGGGCCAGCAUAGGGGCGCUUGACCAUAGCAAGGCGCUUGACCGGUAGCCCCUCCCCCUGCUCCAGGCGCCAUCUACUGCUAAUGUUCCAGCCCUGGAGCUGCUCCUUACUCUCCCUCACUCCCUAGAGAUUUGGGCGCCAUCUUUUCACAAGUAGCUGUGGCUGAUCUCCGGGACUGCAGGGCAAUGUCUCCUCUGUAAAUCCGCCUGUUUACUCAGCGCUGUGCAUUUACAGUCACUUAAGUAUUCUACAUGUCAUUUUAGACAGUGUUAGUUAAGAACAAGUGUACUUCUACCUGAAUAUUUAGUACAAGUAUUCAGAGAUAUACAUCCAGUAUCUGACUGUGCAUUGUUAUAUCUAUAUUCAUACAUAUAUGUAGUUUUACUAGUCCAGUGCAGUUUUAUUGUUUGUCUUUAAUUCUCUGUUUGUGUCCUGUAUUUACUGUCACUUAAAUCGGGGUUAUUUGCAGGUAUUGUAUUUGUUUGGCUAUAUUGCACUGUUACGCUCUACGGCUACGUUCACUAUAAUGUCUGCCACACAGGGUGGGAAAUCCACGGACACUUCUGCAUCAUGCAGUGCUUGCACCAAGGAUUUACCUGUGGGGGAAGUUUUAACUGAUGGUUUGUGUACUGGUUGCCAUACAUCUCCCAGUUUGCCUGCAGUCCCUGUAGGAGCCAUCUUGGGCAGCAUUCUCCAGUAUGCUGAAUACGCUUGUGAUGCGUCUUACGCCCCCUUUGGGACAUCCUGUGCCUUUGCAGCCACAUAUUGUCCCUGUAGUCUACCCCACGUCCCUCUGGGGUCAAGGGGUCAUCUAAGCGGGCCGAUUCCUCCUCACAAUCCACUAAUAUUUCAGAUAAUUCUUCUGAUGAGGAUGGGGAAUAUACUGAUCCAUCAGACACUGAUACAGUUGCUUCUGACGAGAAACCUACAACUCAGGUUGAUAGCCUCCACUAGGUCAGGGACAUUAAGCUGAUUCUACAAAUUGAUGAUGAGGUAGAUCCCACUACGGCGUCUAAGAAACCUGAUAAGUUCAAACGUCAGAAGGUUGCUAAAGUAGUCUUGCCAUAUUCUGACAAUGUUAUCGACAUACGUCCGGAAUCCUGGGCUUUUCCAGGAAAGAAAUUCUCCCUGUCUAAGAAGAUGCUAGCUUGUUAUCCUAUCCCUGCGGAGUUGAGUAACAAGUGGGAAAAUCCACCGCCGCUGGACUCUCGUGUUGCCCGUCUUGUGUCAUCUACUCUGCCUGUCACCACUGUCACCUAACUGAAGGAACCGGCAAAUAAGCGUGUGGAGGGAUGCCUGAAGUCUGUUUACUCCCUUACCGGUGCUGUACAUAGAUCCACUAUAGCAGCCUCCUGGGCCGCAAAAGGAAUUUAAGCAUCGGUUCAUGCAUUAGAGGAAGAGCUACCUCAGGAUAUUUCUGACAUUGCCAGACAAUAUCUGUCUCGUAUUAUACCGCCUCCCACUAUAUUCAAGAGGCAUCCUCUGAGGCAGGUGUAAUGGCGGCCAAGGCAUCUACUAUGUCUAUACUGGCUCGCCGAAUUCUGUGGUUAAGGUCCUGGAAGGUGGACCUGGACUACAAAAAGACCUUGGAGGUGCUUACUUUUAAGGGAGACAUCUUAUUUGGAGAGGAUCUGAACAAGAUUGUGACUGACUUGGCGACUGCUAAGACUGCGUUUCUCCCAAGUACUAAUCCUUCUGCACCGAAGGCUAAGAGUACCACUUUUCGUUCCUUUCGACCUCCAGGGAAAGCAAAGGGUCAGGCGUACCUGAGACAGGCUCGUGCUUCCACAACUACGAAGUCCAAACCUAAACAAUCCUGGGCUGCCCGUCAGCCUGCUUCCAAACAAGACAAGCCUGCUGCAUGAUGGGCCGGGCCUCCCGCUGGGGGAUCCCAGGGUGGGAGGCCGGCUUCUGCAAUUCGUUCAGGUCUGAUUAAGGACCACUUCGGACACCUGGGUACGCAGUCUCUUUUAAAGAGAUGUCCCCCUCGCCAGUUCUGCACGAUGGUUAUUACUUCGGAUCCAUUGAAAGUACAAGCUCUAAACCUGGUUGUUCGAUCCCUCCUGGACACAGGAGUGGUAGUGCUGGUAUCUCUGUCCCAGAGAGGCAGGGGAUACUAUUCGACCCUGUUUCUAGUCCCGAAACCAAAUGGGUCCUUCCGGCCUAUACUCAACCUCAAAUCAUUGAACAAAUUUGUGAGAGUGUCCAAAUUCCGUAUGGAAAUUCUGCACUCUAUUGUACUGGCCAUGGAACCUGAAGACUAUAUGGUAUCCCUGGACAUACAGGAUGCUUACCUGCAUAUAACUAUUGCCAUAUCGCAUCAACAAUAUCUGCAGUUUGCUAUUAGCAACCUACAUUAUCAACUCCAGGCACUGCUGUUUGGACUGACCACUGCCCAUCGGAUCUUCACCAAGGUCAUGGCUGUGAUGACGGCCCUUCUCCGCCAUCAGGGAAUCAGGAUCCUGCCGUAUCUGGACGACUUGCUGAUCCUGGCGAACUCCCAAGAUGUUCUCAGUCAUCUGGAACUGACGGUCCAAUUCCUUCAAGCCCACGGGUGGCUCAUAAACUGGAAAAAGUCCUCGCUGGUCCCUGCUCAGAGCAUGGUGCACCUGGGGGCACUGCUGGACACACAUAGCCAAAGAUUGUUUCUGUCUCCACAGAAAGUCUGAAACUCCAGGACAGGAUCAGAUACUUCCUCUCUCGCCCAAGAGUGUCGAUACACUCAGCGAUACAAGUACUAGGCCUCAUGGUUUCGGCUUUCGACAUGGUAGAGUACGCUCCAUUUCAUUCCCACCCUCUUCAAAGGUUAAUCCUUUCCAAGUGAGUCGGCCUGCCUCAUCGGAUCAGGUCUCAAAUGAUUUCCUUGACUCUGGAGAUUCGUCUGUCACUGAGCUGGUGGCCGCCAUCUGCCAGCAAUAUCUCCAGUGUGUUCAUUCCUGGAGCCCUCAACUGGGAAGAGCAUUUCCUCAGUCGUCAGGACAUACACGUCGGAGAGUGGAGUCUUCAUCCGGAAGUCUUUCAACUCCUAGUGGACAAGUGGGGCCUACCAGAUGUAGACCUGAUGGCAUCUCGACACAAUCACAAGGUUCCGGCCUUCAGAUCAAGGACAAGGGAUCCUCGAGCAGCAUUCGUGGACGCGCUAGCAAUUCCAUGGAACUUUCAGCUGCCAUGCGUGUCCCCUCCAGUGUCACUCCUGCCCAGGGUAUUACGGAAGUUCAAGUAAGAAGGAGGAAUACUACUUCUAGUAGGUUCCGGCCUUCAGAUCAAGGACAAGGGAUCCUCGAGCAGCAUUCGUGGACGCGCUAGCAAUUCCAUGGAACUUUCAGCUGCCAUGCGUGUCCCCUCCAGUGUCACUCCUGCCCAGGGUAUUACGGAAGUUCAAGUAAGAAGGAGGAAUACUACUUCUAGUCACUCCAGCGUGGUCCAGACGGCAUUGGUUAUCAGACCUGCAGGGUCUAUCGAUCGAGCGUCCUCUUCUACUUCCUCAAUGCCCAGACCUCCUCGUUCAGGGCCCUUGUGUCUACCUGGACCUGGCAAGACUGGCUAUGACGGCGUGGCUCUUGAAGCUUCACUCCUGAGGGUCAAAGGAUUCUCCGAGGUGGUUAUUCAAACUAUGCUGAAGGCCCGCAAACCGGCUUCUGCACGGAUUUAUUACAGGGUCUGGAAUUCUUACUUCACCUGGUGUGCUGCUAAGAAUUACAAUACAUACAAUUUCAGAACUUCCAGACUUUUGGCUUUUCUGUUGAUGUGGUUUCAGAGAAAGAUUGCGUCUAUUCCUGACAUUCAUACUUUUUACGGAUUCAGCUUCCCUAUGUCCCUCCUGUGGCUCCUAGGGAUCUGUCUGUUGUCUUGAAUGCCCUACAAAAGUCUCCAUUUGAACCUCUUGAGUCUGUGGACCUUAACUAUCUUAUGCUUAAGGUUGUCUUUCUGCUGGCUAUUGUGUCUGCUAGGAUGGUGUCAAACUUAGGAGCUUUGUCCUGUCGUCCGCCCUUUCUGAUUUUUCACCGUGACCGGGCAGUUCUUCGAACUUGCCCUGGUUAUUUGCUUAAGGUGGUGUCAUCUUUUCACCUUAACCAAGAGAUUGUGGUUCCGGCUUCUGAUUUGUCCUCCAAAGAGUGGUCUUUGGAUGUGGUACGGGCUCUCCGUAUUUACGUGGAGAGGACUGCCUCUCUCAGGAGGUCUGAUACCCUUUUAGUACUUUUUGUUUUUCACAAAUGUGGCUGGCCAGAUGGAUUAGAAUGGUGAUUGCACAAGCUUAUGCACAGGCUGGUCUUCCAGCUCCUGCUGCUAUCAAAGCCCAUUCUACUCGGUCUGUUGGACCUUCUUGGGCGGCCCGCCGAGGCGUGUCCGCUGAACAAUUGUGCAAGGUGACUACGUGGUCCUCAGUGAACACGUUCAUUAGGUUUUAUGCCUUUGAUACUUCCGCCUCCCAGGAUGCUUCCUUUGGACGCCGGGUUCUGGUGCCCGCUAAGGUGCAUCCCCUCCCAUGAGGAACUGCUUUAGGACAUCCCCGAUGUAUUCCCUGUGAAACACAGUGUACCCCACUGCAGAAAAGGAGAUUUAUGGUAGACUUACCGUAGUUAACUCUGUUUCUGCGAGGUACACUGGGUUCCACAGGGCGCUCACCCUGACGCACUUAGCUUCUUUGGGUUUGUAUGGCAUUAGCCACUGGUCCCUUCUCCUGUUGUGAGAAUGUGGUUCUAUGUGACUAACAUCUGCCUUCUCUUUUACCUCCUACUGCAUUGGACUGGUUAAUGAAACGGAGCUCCAGUGUCCGGAGGCGGGGUUAUAGAGGAGGCCAUGCAAUGCAUCCUGGGAACAGUCAAAGCUUUAGCUGUUGGUGCCUCUGGAUCAAGAUCCAACUCUACACCCCGAUGUAUUCCCUGUGGAACCCAGUGUACCUCGCAGAAAGAUUUAACUAUGGUAAGUCUUACCAUAAAUCUCCUUUUUGAUUAAGAGAUUCCAUAUUUUUAUUGGGGAAGAGUAAUACUAUACAGCAGCCAAGUAAGCUGUUGAACAGCUACAACCCAACAUUUAGAUUAGAUGGGUUAACUUUUUCACAGUGUCAUUACUAAGAAAUGAAUUGGUAAUUACAUUAGAACAAACAUGCGCAGAGUAAACACCAGUGAAAUAUGAAAGCAUGAUAUGUUUAUACAACUGGUAAAAAUAUGAAUGUGUUAUCUAAUAUGUUUAUGUCAAUAACAUAACCACAUACAGUACAUGUUCAUAAAGGUCAAAACAGUUAGGCUACCUAUAUAUGUACAUCCAUUGCUAAGCACCUAUGGAUUGUUCACACUGCUAUAAACACAAAUAGAGCUGAUUAAUCUACCUAACAAAUGCAUCUAGAAUACAUAAAAGUACAUCAAGUAGUGGGCAUGAUCACUGAACUGUAAUCAUAGUUUGCUCUCGGCAAUCUGAGUACCUGGACCUUUAUUCUCCAUGCUUAGAGUAUGGAGGAGAUUUUUCAGAUUUUCUACAAUAAUACAUAAGUAUAAUUUUGAAGAAGAAAAAAAUUAAAGGUGCUUUAUUUACCAUAUAUUUUAUAUAGUGUUCCAAGCUUUUCAUGACAAACCUUAUAGUAUGCUGUUAUUUUUCAUGGAAUUGUCUCUAAGGAGAAUGUGAUUUAAGGGGGCGAUAAUUUUUCUGUAUAGCUUCCUCGAUAAUGUGUUACAGCCUGGCACAUAAUUUUUUAGCCUAGACAAAAUUAUAAUUCUCUUGCGUAUAUACUUCAUAAUAUGAAUACAGAAUACAAUAAUCUGGAAGUAGAUAAUAUCAACAGUAUAUAUUGAACUGUAAAUAGAUAAAUGUUCUUUUUGCACUUAAUUGCCUUGACUUAUGCACUGUUGAUAGACAACAUCCAAACAAAUCCUCUGAAAGGCAGUAUUUUAAGUUAUAAAUGUAGUUUGUCUGAAUUAAUGUGCUGUGUUGGAUUAAGUUUUUCGGACUGAAGGUACAUAAUGUCAUAUUAAUUAAAGUCAUUUUUGUUUGAAGAUCUUUUCUAUGGUCGCUGGAUAGGAAAUUGGAAGGGAAUAUGCAGUAUUACAGAUAAAUAUUUGAUCAUAGGUUAUUGUUGGUUUAACAGCUAAUUUUGGCCUUUCACAUCUUAAAACUAGCUAGGUCUAUUUUCAUAAUGGUGAAGACGCAGUCAGUUCCUGGAUAUUUGCAUUGAGGUUAUGGGCAAGAUUCCCUAAAGGGUAAACCAAUGUUUUUUGGAGCUUUUUUCAAAUGUUUUUCAAAGACAGAUUUAUUAAAGGCCAUAGUGAUCCAAAACUGCAAAAAAAGAAAGAAAAGUUUUACAACAGCCCAUAAGAGAUCGCAUCACAACUUUUACAUGCGCAGUACAUAGAUUGUGAAAUUUAUCAAGUUACAGCUUGACAAACUGCCAGAGAAUAGGUGGUUGUGAGUCAAGACUGCUGCCCAUUCACAACUUAAAAGGAGGUACAAUAAACAUAUUUAUUAGUGCAAUCAAUAUAUAUUAAUUAUGGGGGGAAAAAACAUUUAGAGGCAAAAUUAUUAUUUUGAAUAUAUUCGAGAGGGCAAAUUAAUGUAUUGCAUUAAGAGGGCAGUAUUAUUUUAACAUUAUUUUAAGGGAACUAUAUUAAUUAUAUUGUGGUACCAUUUAUAGUUCCAUGAAUAAUAUGGGUUAGAAAUAGAUUAUUAUUGCUCCCAAAUAUAAUCAUACAAUAAAUUGCCUCAACAGAUUUUCGCCCUUAUUGUCAUGUUUGCCAUUACAGCCUCAAACUGUCUUAGUAAAUGCGUCCGUAUGAACCACCAAACGGCAGUCUUGAACAUGAUUCUUUGUUAAUAUAUACCAUUAUGAGAAAGUCAUACUAUUUGAAAACUGAACCAUAGUGGUCAACUUAUUUAAUUUAAUGUUCUCACUCAAUAAAUAGGAUAAAAAGCAUAUAAGUGAUAUAAUCCUGCUAUAACAAAGUACCCAGGAAUUAGAAAUACAAGUACUCACACAUUCAUUAUAAAUAAAAAUAUGCGCCUGUCUGAUAAAAUCAAUCCAGAAUAAGGUAGUCAGUCACAAAAUACCCAAUGCGUAUCAUCAUGUGGCUGAAUAGCGAUAAUUUAACUUCAUCAGGGACUUGCAACUAAAGCUGUGGAGAGCAUUUCCCCUUCCUUCCAGGUAUCUUAGUAGAAGAUUGAAUAGGACUGCUUUUGUUUUCUGUUUUCAUGCACUGGCUAUUAAGGCAUUCAAAAGCCUAGUAAUUGCACUUGCUUAGCAGUUUUUAUGUUGGUAUUAUUUUGAAGAAUGUACAGAUUAUAUAUGCAUCUGAAAUUUACAGUAUUCAUUUAUUGUAUUUAAAAAUUGCUUCAGUAUUUAUAUCCUUGCAAACUCAUUCCUCCAGUUAAAGGUGUUUUUGAUUGCAGUGGAACUAAAAAUAACCAGUAAAAAAGUAUUGCUACACAUAUCAAAGACUAUUGUGUUAAAACGAAUGAUUUGUUAUUUUAUGCUUUACAAUGAAACGUUUUUAUUUGUUCUUAGCAAAUAAUGCUUCUCAUAUCCCCAAGAAAUGGGUGAAGAACAGAUGGAUUAUUAUGAUAAGUCAUGAAAAUAUUUUUCUAUUGACUUCUGAACCUUUUUGGGUGCAUGGCUGGUGUCACACGGGGUAAUUCAGACCUGAUCGCUGCUGUGCGUUUUCACACAGUGGGCGAUCAGGUCCAAACUGCGCACCGCAAUGCGCAGGUGUGUCGCACGGGUACAAAGCAGAUUGCCGCUCAGUGAUGGGUUUGUGCGAAGGAUCCAUUUGCACGGGCGAUCGCAAGGAGAUUUACAGGAAGAAGACGUUUGUGGGUGUCAACUGUUUUCAGGGAGUGUCUGGAAAAACGCAGGCGUAUCUAUGCGUUUGCAGGGGGGAGCUCCUGACGUCAAUUCCGGUCCCGGAAAUGCUGAUGUGAUCGCAGCGGCUGAGUAAGUCUGUUUGUACAGCUCUGCUACACAUGCGUUCACACACUUGCACAACGAACAUGCACUCCCCCUGUAGGCGGCGACUGUCUGAUCGCAGCAGUGCAAAAAUCGCUUGUUAGCGAUCAGGUCUGAAUUAGGCCCUCAGUGCUUUCACUCUGGAGAAUACAUUGGAGGAGAUUCAAAUGUUUGAAAAGUCAGUUGGGAGUCUGUUUUUUCCUGUCUAUUAGGAAAAAACAAACUCCCAACUGACUUUUCAAACAUUUGAAUCUCACCCUUUGUGUUUUGUUAGUGUUUUUAAUCACAGCAAUUUUCCACAGUUCAUAAUGGGUUCAAAUACCCAUUUCAUUUUUUAUUGAGAGCUUUGGACAAUUGUGAAAAGCACUGUUUGAGCAUUCUAAGACAUUUUUCAAGUCAUCACAAUUAGAAAAUGUGCUUUAAUUGUGAAGUGAAAGUAACCUAUGUGACACGACCCUAUGUAAAAGAAAUAAAAGUACAAAGAAUGUAUCUCUGUGUGCCAGUCAGUUUACGUUAAAAUCUUCAAAUGCUACUUUUUACUGUUUGCUUUUUCAGAGGCAUGUGUACUAUGUUUAUGUAACUUAUAAAUAAAGUGUUUGGUUAAAAUAAAAAAA
Molecule: messenger RNA, 11574 nt
Organism: Pseudophryne corroboree (corroboree frog)
Lineage: Eukaryota; Metazoa; Chordata; Amphibia; Anura; Myobatrachidae
Gene: SUN2
Product: Sad1 and UNC84 domain containing 2
Exons: 18
Coding region: 214-2331 (705 amino acids)
Cellular component (GO): nuclear envelope; meiotic nuclear membrane microtubule tethering complex
Molecular function (GO): protein-membrane adaptor activity
Source: RefSeq, a predicted model, not a curated record